Messenger RNA from Hyaloscypha bicolor E, 963 nucleotides. RefSeq lists its product as uncharacterized. The record is from RefSeq and is a predicted model, not a curated record. Gene Ontology annotation, molecular function: DNA-binding transcription factor activity. Lineage: Eukaryota; Fungi; Ascomycota; Leotiomycetes; Helotiales; Hyaloscyphaceae. The transcript is spliced from 3 exons. Bases 1 to 963 code for a protein of 320 amino acids. Gene Ontology annotation, biological process: regulation of DNA-templated transcription.
AUGGGUUGCUUGGUAAAUACGGAAAUGAACGAGUCACAAGAUCAAAGUGAGAAGCGAAAACGUCAAAAUCGCACCGCCCAAAGACGUUUUAGAAGCAGAAAAAAAGUAUACGACACAGCUUUCUUAGACUCCUACCAGACGGGGAACAACACCGAAUAUGCCUCUAGCGGGCUAGCUAUGGUUUCAACAACUAGCCGGAAUCUAUUAGGCGCAUCGCCAGCUGUCUCGCCAAUAGACUAUCAAAGCUUUCGUGGUGGAAUAGACUUCAGCUCCUUGUCCUCGGGCGACAGGAGCGACAGUUCUGACGGUCUUGGCAUGUCUAGAGCUUCCAGCUUUGCCACGACUCAGCCCCGAUCCCUUUCCAUGCUGUCACCCCUCAGCGAGGACAUUCCUCCUGCAAAUAGGGAGAAUAGCCAUCAUCCUUCUAGUCGCCAACCCAUUCCGAUUGACUUGAAACCUACAACCUUUCCGAGCCAUGCUGCGUAUUUCUUCCCUUCUAACGAGGGUCUCAUGUCACCUAUUAGUACGCUUCCAAUGACAGAAAGCUCAGACAACGCAUACUCGGGAGGCGAGACUGCAAGGGACCUAUGUAUGGCUUGGUCACCGGCGAACCAUUCUGCUUCUAGAAAUGCCAACCAAAUCAACCGGAACAAUUCCGACCAUAAGCGCAAAGUUAUUUCAAGUUCUAACGCGCACCAAUCUUAUACAUCCCCAAAGCAGAGCCUCUCCGGGACUGAUAAAAACGGAAACAAUCUGAGAUGCUGCGUGGCACACAAGGCUGAGAUGAUGAUCUCAGAUGUGCAGAAAUUGUGCAAGUUUGGAGUACGUUUCGGGCUUCUUGUGGUGGAGGACAAGGAGGUGGAUGACUGUCUAAGGUUACUGAAAACUAAGUUCCAGGAGAUGGCAAACUGCCCCACAAGGGAUGGGUUUGAUUCGAACUCAAGUGAUAGCGAUGCAGAUUAG